CUUUGCUUCCGUCUAGGUGAGGGGCCGGACGUCCUGGUGUACAGCUUGGACUUUGGUGGGCAUCUGCGGAUGAUGAAGCGAGUACAGAACCUGCUUGGCCACUAUCUUAUCCAUGGGUUCCGGGUGCGUUCAGAGCCCGAUGGAGACUUGGAGUCGCAGGCCAUGGUGGCUGUGUUUGGGAGCAAGGGACUCCGAGUUGUGAAAGUUAGCUGGGGGCAGGGCCGCUUCCGGGAGGUCUGGCGCUCUGGCCUGUGGAGCAUGUCCGACUGGAUCUGGGAUACACGCUGGCUAGAGGAGAAUGUGGCCGUGGCUCUGGGCCACAACUCAGUGGUGCUCUACGACCCCAUGGUAGGACGCACCCUGCAGGAGGUGCACUGCACAGACAGGUGCACCCUCUCCUCAGCCCGCCUGAUUGGAAACACCUGGAGGGAGCUGACCAUGGUGGCAGGUGCCAUUUCCAAUGAGCUCCUGGUCUGGUACCCAGCAGCCACUUUAGAAAACGAGCCUGUGGCACCCGACCGGCGGGUCAGUGGGCAUGUGGGUGUCAUCUUCAGCAUGUCAUACCUGGAAAGCAAGGGCUUGCUGGCCACGGCUUCAGAAGACCGUAGUGUCCGCAUCUGGAAGGUGGGCGACCUCCGGGUGCCUGGGGGUCGAGUGCAAAAUAUUGGGCACUGUUUCGGGCACAGUGCCCGUGUGUGGCAGGUCAAGCUCCUGGAGAAUUACCUUAUCAGCGCAGGAGAAGACUGUGUUUGCUUGGUUUGGAGCCAUGAAGGUGAGAUCCUCCAGGCCUUUCGGGGCCACCAGGGCCGUGGGAUCCGGGCCAUAGCUGCCCACGAGCAGCAGGCCUGGGUCAUCACUGGGGGUGAUGACUCAGGCAUCCGGCUGUGGCACCUGGUGGGCCGUGGGUACCCAGGCUCGGGGGUUUCAGCCCUCUGUUUCAAGUCCCAUAGCAGGGCAGGCACCCUCAAGGCUGUAACACUGGCUGGCUCUUGGCGAGUAUUGGCGGUGACUGACACAGGGGCCCUGUACCUUUAUGACCUCGAGGUCAAGUGCUGGGAACAGCUGCUGGAGGACAAGCAUUUCCAGUCCUACUGCCUGCUAGAAGCAGCCCCUGGUCCUGAGGGCUUUGGGCUGUGUGCCAUGGCCAAUGGGGAAGGUCGUGUCAAGGUUGUCCCCAUCAACACUCCAACUGCUGCUGUGGACCUGACCCUCUUCCAGGGGAAGGUGCACAGCCUGAGCUGGGCCCUACGUGGCUAUGAGGAGCUCCUGUUGCUGGCAUCGGGCCCUAGUGGGGUGGUGGCUUGUCUGGAGAUCUCAGCUGCACCCUCUGGCAAGGCCAUCUUUGUCAAGGAACGUUGCCGCUAUCUGCUGCCCCCAAGUAAGCAGAGGUGGCACACGUGCAGUGCCUUCCUGCCGCCAGGCGACUUCCUGGUGUGCGGGGACCGCCGGGGUUCUGUGCUGCUGUUUCCUUCCAGACCAGGUCUGCUCAAGGCCCCUGGGGUUGGAGGCAAGGCUGGGGCUGGGGUACUUGGCGUGAGUGGUGGCAGUGGUGGGGAAGGGAGCACCUCAGCUGAGUGGGGCCCUGUGUCCAUACUCCCUUCCCUUCAUGGGAAGCAGGGCGUGACCUCGGUCACCUGUCAUGGUGGUUACGUGUAUACCACAGGGCGCGACGGCGCCUACUGCCAGCUCUUUGUGCGAGGCGGACAGCUCCAGCCAGUCCUACGGCAGAAGUCCUGCCGAGGCAUGAAUUGGCUGGCUGGGCUCCGCAUGGUGGCUGAUGGGAGCGUGGUCAUCCUGGGUUUCCAUGCCAACGAGUUUGUGGUAUGGAGCCCCCGGUCACACGAGAAGCUGCACAUUGUCAACUGUGGUGGAGGGCACCGCUCCUGGGCCUUCUCAGAUACCGAGGCUGCUGUGGCCUUUGCCUACCUCAAGGAUGGGGAUGUCAUGCUGUACCGGGCCCUGGGUGGCUGUACCCGGCCACACGUGAUUCUCCGGGAGGGUCUGCAUGGCCGCGAGAUCACCUGUGUAAAACGUGUGGGCACCAUCACUCUGGGGCCUGAAUUUGAGGUGCCCAACCUUGGGCAGCCUGACCACUUGGAGCCUGGCAGCAAGGGGCCUGGCCUGAUUGACAUCGUGAUCACAGGCAGUGAAGACACUACCGUCUGUGUCCUGGCACUCCCCACGGCCACGGGCGCAGCCCAUGCACUCACAGCUGUCUGCAACCAUAUCUCCUCGGUGCGUGCUGUGGCUGUCUGGGGCACUGGCACCCCAGGUGGCCCUCAAGAUCCUCGGCCAGGCCUGACUGCCCAUGUGGUGUCUGCUGGGGGCCGGGCUGAGAUGCAGUGCUUCAGCAUCAUGGUCACGCCAGACCCUAGCACUCCAAGCCGCCUUGCGUGCCACAUCAUGCACCUUUCAUCCCAUCGGCUAGAUGAGUACUGGGACCGGCAGCGCAAUCGGCACCAGCUGGUCAAGGUGGACCCAGAGACCAGGUACAUGUCCCUCGCUGUGUGUGAGCCUGACCGGCCUGGCCCUGGCCCCCUCGUGGCUGCAGCCUGUAGUGACGGGGCGGUGAGGCUCUUUCUCUUGCAGGACUCGGGGCGGCGGCUUCAGCUUCUUGCUGAAACCUUCCAUCACAAGCGGUGUGUCCUCAAGGUUCACUCCUUUACACACGAGGCAUCCAACCGGCGGCGGAAGCUGCUUCUAUGCAGUGCAGCCACCGAUGGCAGCCUGGCCUUCUGGGACCUCACCACUGUGCUAGACCAUGGCUCCACUGCCCUAGAGCCACCAGCAGAGCCUGGGCUUCCCUACCAGCUGGGCACCCCCUGCCUCACCCUCCAGGCCCACAGCUGCGGUAUCAACAGCCUGCACACCUUGCCCACAUGUGAGGGCCGCCAUCUUGUGGCCAGUGGCAGUGAGGAUGGCUCUCUCCACGUCUUCGUGCUUGCUAUGGAGGUGCCAGAGCUGGAAGAGGCUGCAGGGGAGGCUGAGCUGAGACCCCAGCUGCGUGUACUAGAGGAAUACUCUGUCCCUUGUGCACAUGCUGCUCACGUGACAGGCCUCAAGAUCCUGAGCCCAAACCUCAUGGUCUCAGCCUCCAUCGACCAGCGGCUGACCUUCUGGCGUUUGGGGCAUGGUGAGCCCACCUUCAUGAACAGUGCUGUGUACCACGUGCCAGAUGUGGCAGACAUGGACUGCUGGCCUGUGAGCCCUGAGUUUGGCCACCGCUGUGCUCUUGGGGGCCAGGGCCUUGAAGUUUACAACUGGUAUGACUGAGGUGUCUUGCAGCAGCUGGUGUGCUGGGCACAGGGCCUGGCUGCA
This is a messenger RNA of Trichechus manatus latirostris (Florida manatee), 3318 nucleotides long. It is a transcript of the gene WDR6, whose product is annotated as WD repeat domain 6. The transcript is spliced from 5 exons. Gene Ontology annotation, cellular component: cytoplasm. The record is from RefSeq and is a predicted model, not a curated record. NCBI's taxonomy places the organism in Eukaryota, Metazoa, Chordata, Mammalia, Sirenia, Trichechidae. Gene Ontology annotation, molecular function: protein binding. Gene Ontology annotation, biological process: tRNA methylation. Bases 70 to 3273 code for a protein of 1067 amino acids.